AUGCCGCAAGUGAAAAGCGUUGCUAUUAUCGGCACGGGACCGGCUGGCGCCAUUGCAGUCGAUGCUCUGGCGCAGGAGAAAGCUUUCGACCGUAUCCGUGUCUUUGAGCGACAGGAAAAGGCAGGUGGAUGCUGGGUGGCACGGCCUGAGGAGAAAGCUGUCCCUCUUGAUGUCGAGAAGCUUUCGGCAAGAAUAGCUGAUGCUCCGCUGCCGAUUCCUGCCAAUCUACCGCAAUACACACCAGCGACAUCGCAACAUCGCUUCACGGACUCCCACGUCUAUCCGAACCUACAUACCAAUGUGGACGCCGCGACUAUGGGGUAUUCUCAGGAGCCUAUCCCAGUCGUUCGUUCAGAAUGGUCAAUCGGUCUUCACGGGCCGGAUACGCCGUUCCGUCAUCAUGCGGUGAUUCGCCAAUAUGUAGAAGAUCUGCUCAAUCGAAAUGGCUACCAAGACCUUGUUGAAUACAACACCACCGUCGAAUCUGCCGUGAAAGACCCGCAUUCUGAACAAUGGGUCUUGACUCUCCGGAGGGCGGGGAAACCUGGAGAACAGGACUAUUGGUGGAGCGAAUCUUUUGACGCCCUAGUCGUCGCGUCCGGACAUUUUGCGGUGCCUUACGUACCGGCCAUUCCAGGCCUCAAGGAGUUCGUAGAAAAGUACCCCGAGCAUGUCUUACACACGAAACAAUAUCGGGGCCCGGAAAGAUAUCGUGGCAAGAAAGUAGUCACUGUUGGAGCUUCGGUGUCUGCGGCAGACACUGCUGUUAGCUUGAUUGGCUCGGCCCAAUCACCUAUCUACGCUGUGGUCCGCGGUAAAUACAACCCUUACUUUGGAGACGAAGCAUUCAAGCAUCCUCAGAUUGAGCGUCGGCCACCGAUCGCGCGGGUUGCCUGCGAGAAUGGAGAGCGAACUCUUUACUUCGAGGACGGAACCUCGGUCUCAGACGUCGAUUAUAUCAUCUUUGGCACGGGCUUUACCUGGACCUUGCCGUUCCUGCCCGACAUUCCGAUGAGAAACAAUCGUAUUCCUGAUGUGUAUCUUCAUGUCUUCCAUCGACAAGAUCCAACGUUGAUGUUCAUUGGUGGAGUUGGCGCUGGAUUGACCUUUAAGAUUUUUGAAUGGCAAGCUGUGGCCGCAGCACGGGUGCUGGCAGGCAAGGCUCAGCUACCGCCUCACGAAGAGCGACAGAAGUGGGAGCAGGAUCGGAUCGCUAAGAAGGGCGAUGGACCGGGCUUUUUGAUGGUGAAUCCCGAAUUCGAGGAAUAUUUUGAGCAACUCCGAGAGCUGGCGGGCGAGCCAAAGGAGGGCGAACCGGGGCGGAGACUGCCUCCGUUUGAACAGUCCUGGGUAAAUUUGUUCAACGCAGGCCACGAACGCCGGAUUGAGAUGUGGAAGAAGGCCAAUGCGACUGCAGCAGGGAUGGCUUUUGGUGUCUUGAUGCUGCCUCUGGUGGCAGCCAAAUCUCUAUGGUCUGAUUCACCGGGAAAUUACAGCAGUAUCAUCACCACGGCCUUUCCUUUAGGCAAUGGCCGGCUUGGGGCGAUGCCCAUAGGCCUGCCCGGCAAGGAGAUUGUCAACCUGAAUGUGGACUCCUUGUGGCGCGGAGGUCCUUUCGAGAAUCCAGCAUAUUCUGGUGGCAAUCCUAAUGUCUCCAAGGCCGAUGCUUUGCCUGGAAUUCGAGACUGGAUCUUUCAGAACGGAACCGGCAAUGUGACCGCGUUAUAUGGAGACUUUCCGGAUUAUGGCUCUUAUCAGGUGUUGGCAAACCUGACCGUUGACUUGGGGGAUUUAGGAGCUGUGUCAAGCUACCGGCGAAGCCUUGACUUGGCAUCGGGUGUUUAUCAGGAUCAGUUCAAGACGCGGAAUGUCGAUAUCACAAGGCAAGUGGAGGCAUUCUGUUCGUAUCCGGAUCAAGUCUGUGUUUAUCGACUAGCAUCCAAUCGAUCCCUCCCGGCGAUCACCUUCGGGCUGGAGAAUCAACUUUCGUCGCCGACCCCCAACGUCACCUGCCAAGGGAGCAGCAUUAGUCUGUACGGCGUCACCGAGCCUACCAUCGGCAUGAUUUACAAUGCCCGAGCGAGUGUAGUUGUGCCGGGACUGAGGACCUCGAGCGAUCUUUGUUCACAGCUCAACGCCACGGUCACCGUCCCCGAGGGGCAACGUGAAGUAUUCCUCGUCUUCGCGGCAGGGACCAACUACGAUGCGUCCAAGGGCAACGCUGCCGCUGGCUUUUCAUUCCGGGGAGAGGACCCCUACGAAGAGGUGCUUCAGACGGCUGUCGGCGCAGCCAAGAAGUCGUUUUCGAAACUGAAAUCGGCACACCUCAAAGACUUUCAAGUGAUCUCAGGCGCAUUCGAACUCUCCCUUCCAGACACAAACAAUUCCUCCAGCAAGCCUACCACGGAGUUGAUCAACUCGUAUACUCUACCCGGAGAUCCUUUUAUCGAGAACCUUCUGUUUGACUAUGGCCGAUACCUAUUCAUCUCCUCGUCGCGGCCGGGAAGCCUUCCACCCAAUCUGCAGGGUCUGUGGACGGAAUCCUACUCUCCGGCGUGGAGCGGAGACUACCAUGCCAAUAUCAACCUCCAGAUGGCGCACUGGGCGGUUGAGCAGACGGGGCUUGGAGAUCUGACUGAGCCGUUAUGGCGAUAUGUCACGGAGACGUGGAUGCCGCGGGGAGCAGAGACGGCGGAGCUGCUCUACGGGACAAGCGAGGGUUGGGUGACCCAUGACGAGAUGAACACAUUCGGACAUACAGCCAUGAAGAACGACGCGCAAUGGGCAAACUACCCCGUCUCCAAUGCCUGGCUCGCCCACCACGUCUGGGACCACUUCGAUUACAGCCAGGACGAAGCCUGGUACCAAGACACAGGCUAUCCGAUCCUUAAGGGGGUAGCGGAGUUCUGGCUCUCGCAGCUUGUUGAAGACGAAUACUUCCAUGACGGCACCUUGGUCGUUAAUCCAUGCAACUCGCCCGAACAUGGCCCUACCACAUUCGGCUGCACCCAUUACCAGCAACUCCUCGCCGAGCUCUUCACCCAUCUCCUGACCACUCCACCCUCGAAACCCACUGCCACCGACGCCACCCUCUUCACAAAGAUCCACAAAGCCCUCCCUCGCCUCUCCCCCGGCCUGCUCAUCGGCAGUUGGUCGCAAAUCCAAGAAUGGAAACUCGAUCUCGACACCCGCAACGACACCCACCGCCACCUCUCCAACCUGUACGGCUGGUACCCCGGCUCCUCCAUCUCCAGUGUCUACGCCACCAAUCGGACCGUCACAGACGCCGUCGCCACCACCCUCUACUCCCGCGGCAACGGCACCGAGGACCAAAACACGGGGUGGGCCAAGGUCUGGCGCAGCGCGUGCUGGGCGGGACUGAAUGAGACCGCCAACGCCUACGCCGAGCUGACGCUCGCGGUGCAGGAGAAUUUCGCGGGAAACGGGCUGAGUCUGUACGGCGGUAGUACGCCGUUUCAGGCGGACGCGAACUUCGGGGUGGUCGGUGCGGUGUUGGAGAUGUUGGUGAGGGAUGGGGAUCGGAGCUAUGAGACUUUGGAGGGGACGCAAAAGGGGCCGCAGGAGGUGGUGCUGGGACCGGCGAUCCCGAGGGCGUGGGGUGGAGGGCAGGUAAAGGGGGUGAGGGUGAGAGGAGGUGGGAAGAAUGCCGUCUCCAAUUUGACUGCCAAUGCCCAGCAAACCACCACCACCACCACCACCACCAAACCAGAGAGAUCCACCAUCCUCACAACGCCCCUCGACAUGACCAACCGUCCCGCCGUUGACGCCUGGAUCGGGCGAGCCGUCGCGCACUUUGGCCGCCUGGAUGGCGCGGCCAACAUGGCCGGCGCAAUGUACUGUCUGCGGGCGGAGGUACGCACGAUCCUGCAGUCGGCGGGGCGAGGCAGUGUGGUCAAUGCGGCGAGUACCCAGGAUCUGCAUGGGUUUGCGCGCCAUGCGGCGUAUUCGGCGACGAAGCAUGGGGUGGUGGGGUUGACGAGGAGUGUGGCUAAGGAGGUGGGGCCGAUGGGUGAGGGUUAA
This is a messenger RNA of Aspergillus saccharolyticus JOP 1030-1, 4041 nucleotides long. RefSeq lists its product as uncharacterized. NCBI's taxonomy places the organism in Eukaryota, Fungi, Ascomycota, Eurotiomycetes, Eurotiales, Aspergillaceae. Bases 1 to 4041 code for a protein of 1346 amino acids. The transcript is spliced from 11 exons. The record is from RefSeq and is a predicted model, not a curated record. Gene Ontology annotation, biological process: carbohydrate metabolic process. Gene Ontology annotation, molecular function: N,N-dimethylaniline monooxygenase activity; flavin adenine dinucleotide binding; alpha-L-fucosidase activity.